Biomphalaria glabrata is the source of this 3352-nucleotide messenger RNA. Its product is annotated as corepressor interacting with RBPJ 1-like. The transcript has 2 exons. NCBI's taxonomy places the organism in Eukaryota, Metazoa, Mollusca, Gastropoda, Planorbidae. The record is from RefSeq and is a predicted model, not a curated record. The coding region runs from base 548 to 1423 and encodes 291 amino acids.
UGAACAAUUGCAAAUUUCGACAUACAUUAUUAUUUUAAAUAUAGAAUUAUCUGUUGUUGUUUUUUUGGUAGAUGUUGAUAUAUAUAAAUCAUAAUGUUGAUAGAAUAGUUUCAUAUGGCUGGUCCCAAGCCCAGAUGAGAAAGAAUAAGGGUUUGGGGUGAAGAUAUCUACCCCACCUUGUAAUACCUUUAUUGCUACAGAAACAGCUAAAUAGAGAUAAUUUUACCAGCAUAGAGAGCCACCGACCCAAUAAAAGCCUUUCAAUGCAAAGAAACCAACCAUAAUUGACCAAUGGAACGUAAGGACCUUACAUCAAUGAGGAAAAUUGGCCAAACUUUUGAAAGAAUUGGACAUCCAUUGACUAUGAGAAACAUGCAUACAAAAACAACACAAGGACUCUCUAUUAUGUUUACGAGACUUCACUGAAUCAAAGAGAGAACUUUACAUUCAAUGAUCCAUCACUGGACUAUGGCCUUGAGAUCAGGACAAGUCCAAACACAAUAUAAGUGGUUUCUGAGGAUAUUGCACUUUUAAAAAAUAGCAAAUCAUGGAACAACAGGCCACAGAAAAAAGAUUCAGAGAAGACUACAACAGGCCACAGACAAAAGGGUCAGAGAAGACUACAACAGACCACAGACAAAAGGGUCAGAGAAGACUACAACAGGCCACAGACAAAAGGGUCAGAGAAGACUACAACAGACCACAGACAAAAGGGUCAGAGAAGACUACAACAGACCACAGACAAAAGGGUCAGAGAAGACUACAACAGACCACAGACAAAAGGGUCAGAGAAGACUACAACAGGCCACAGACAAAAGGGUCAGAGAAGACUACAACAGACCACAGACAAAAAGGUAAGAGAAGACUACAACAGACCACAGACAAAAAGGUCAGAGAAGACUACAACAGUUCAAAGAAGACUACAACAGACCACAGACAAAAAGGUCAGAGAAGACUACAACAGUUCAAAGAAGACUACAACAGGCCACAGACAAAAAGGUCAGAGAAGACUACAACAGUUCAGAGAAUACUACAACAGACCACAGACAAAAGGGUCAGAGAAGACUACAACAGGCCACAGACAAAAGGGUCAGAGAAGACUACAACAGGCCACAGACAAAAAGGUCAGAGAAGACUACAACAGUUCAGAGAAUACUACAACAGACCACAGACAAAAGGGUCAGAGAAGACUACAACAGGCCACAGACAAAAGGGUCAGAGAAGACUACAACAGGCCACAGACAAAAGGGUCAGAGAAGACUACAACAGACCACAGACAAAAGGGUCAGAGAAGAGCAGGCAGCUUCUGAAAAAGCAAAUCAUACCAGUAACAGAUUUUUAUUCUGCGAACCAUCGUCCAGCAAAGCCUGCAAUUCAAACAAAAGCUAAUAAUCAUUUUAGUAGAUUUAAAAAAUGGGAUUGAUAGCGUCCAUCACCAAAUCACUUUGGGAAAUAGCUAGAAAACAGAUCUUCAAAAUGAAACAGAAGUGAGACAAGGGUGUAUCUUAUCCACAUUUCUCUUUCUGCUAGCCUUUGACUAUGUCAUAAAAAAAGCAUUCUGCUUCCCAUUGCCUGAACUAUACCGAUGAAAUGAAGAGUAUAUGUGACGUUUUGGCACAACCGUUUAGGCUCGACCUUCCGCGAACCAUUAUGGGACGGGGACGUUUUGGUGCGAGAAGUUCUGACGAUAAAACUUUUUGUAAUAAAUAUUUUGUUUACACUAUGAUAUACUAUUGUAUAUAUUAUAUACUAUAUAGUGUAUAUUUCCCCCAUCCUUUUUUUUUUUAAUUGACUAUUUCAUGAAUACAUAUUGCGAUGGCUGUUUGAUAGGUUCUCAAAGUUGUCCUCUAGAUAGUCCCAGGUUCAAACCCUUACAGCUGCCAUCCCAAGUCGUCCUGUGGGAUGUUUGAGCUAGGAUUUAAUAAUGACAAUUCUGAACUAAUAUUCGAAACAUGUAAAACAUAGAAACUAUGAAAUGUCAGAUUCCUACUUUAGUCUAUGAUAUUGUCAUGUUCCCCUCCCCCUCAACAUUUAUUGGCGAGGUGGUUUUAUUGGCAUUGGAUGACAUUUUUUUAAAGUUGAAAUAAACCAUUUUCGUGUGAACAGGGAGCUGAGAGAAGUUUUACACAAACUUAUGAGCUGCCCUUGUUGUAUUCAUUACAAAGUAACUGCCUUUUACACAGAGUUUGCGCCCUGGUUGCUUGUUAACAAAGAUAAUAUGUAUGUUCAUUCAAUAUGUACGCCUAGUUUGUUUUUUUUAAACAGAUACACAUUUUUGAAAUAUUAUAGUAUAGAUAGAAGCUGCACCUACAAACAUAUAUUUAUCUAUUUAUCUUUUUUUUUUAAUAAAAAAAACAACGUUGUUAUACAUAAUAAAAGUAGUUUCCAUUUCAAAUUUUGCAAUCUAUAGGAUAGAUGAUGUAAAAGUCAUCUGUUUCUGUGGCCCACGGUUAACGAGGGAGUCAUGUGGCCAGCACAACAAAAUACUGCUUUUACUUUCCCUCAACUUAUGUCAGGUAAUCAUUAGAGCUGGGUGGACUCAGAAGCGUCUCAAAGAUCCCUAAUAAAAAAAAAUCACCAGAAUUAUCCUAGACCCCCCGUUUAGGACGCCAAACGCAGUAUCACUCAGCCACGUCGCCUCCUUUACAUAUAUGUCUUGUAUUCAUUACCCAGAAUACUAUAUUAGACUUCUAAAUCUUGUUUUUAAAAUGGUGUCAUUUCAGUAGAAACAGUUUACAUGUAGAAUUGAAAGACCUUAUGGCUCACUUUAAGUAGACGAAAUGUUGCCCUUGCAAUAGCACUUUUGGUGUUUUUGGUGUGUCUAGGUAACUGAUAUACUGACAGAGUUAUUUUCCCUGCUACAACAAUUAAAGAUGACGACUUCACUUUGUAAAAGUACACUAAAUUGUCAAUUGAGAGUCUUGUUAUUCAAUGAUUGUGUGCGUUUUAGAAACUUGUGUCUUGCUUUCAAUAAGCUGCUUGUAAUCCAGACCAAUUAUUGAUCCGACCCAACGAUUCCCUAACAAUUAAUUGCCUAAACCAAACAAACCUGGGUGACAUAGUGCCUUGAAAAAAAAAACACAUUUAUUUGACAAACACAUUACGCUUGAUAAACAACGUCCUGGCCAAAACAUGGCACUGAAUACAGUACUAGACUCGCCGUACCCUAACCAUGCAUGGCGUUAAUAACCUUGCUUAUUCCUACUGAAUACAGUACUAGACUUGCCGUACCCUAACCAUGCACUGAAUACAGUACUAGACUCGCCGUACCCUAACCAUGCACUGAAUACAGUACUAGACUCGCCGUACCCUAACCAUGCACUGAAUACAGUACUAGACUCGCCGUACCCUA